GUGAGGCGUACGAUAUGCGCAAUCUCUGGGUACGGUGGGCCCGUAUUGACUGACUACCCAGUCUUGCAUUCUGUUUGUUCCUUUGACGAGAAGGCUUUCAAGUUUCAAGGAAGAAGGAGGUGCUGAAAACGAGGGAGGAGAAGCUUGCAAUCGCGUCGCCUUCUUGCUUGCUGCUGCUUCUCGCUCCUCUCACUCACAAUGGCCACCGCCGCUCUCGCUUCCACCUCUGUCAGCGCCACAUUCGUGGCCAGGACUUCUCUAUCACAGAAGGCGUCUUGCCAAACAGUUAAUGGACUGCCAUCCCUUCACAGGACCUUCCACGUGCCCGCCAGAGCAGCGCACAAGUCUGGUGUUGUCUGCUCUGCCAAUGAGAAGUUUGCCCCGGUAGCAGCUGCGUCGGCGGCCAUCUCCUUUGCCACUGCUCACCCAGCCCUCGCCCUGGUCGACGAGAGGCUGAGCACAGAGGGCACUGGUCUGGCACUUGGGUUGAGCAACGGAGCUUUGGGCUGGCUUCUGUUCGGUACCUUCGGAGUUGUCUGGGCCCUGUACUACACCUUCAGCAAAGGCCUUCCGGAGGGCGAUGACGACUCUGGUCUUUCCUUGUAGGGUUAGGCCGAGUGUACAAAUUGUGUAAUUUGAACCUAGGAGGAGACUGUCACGGUUUGGAGUCGCAUUGAAAGACCUUAAGUUUGUCAUAUAACGCGCACACCAAUACCCCUUCCCGCGAGCGCAAGUGUUUGGUGAGGACUGUGAAGAACGCUUAUGCAGAGCAGCAGGGAUGCCCAGGCAGCAUGGAUGCUUGGGGACCCAGUUCAGCCACCACGUAAUGUGAGUUUCUAAUAAAUGUUGCCCCCGGUGAAUCUUAUCGUCAUUGGUUUACCAGAUGCAAGAAAAUGCGGCAAGAAGUGCAGAGAAUCACUCGCUUUUGGCACAGCUUGCUUCUUGGGCGGUGAACGCUUGUUUCCUG
Klebsormidium nitens is the source of this 967-nucleotide messenger RNA. The record is from the annotation of a GenBank genome assembly. Lineage: Eukaryota; Viridiplantae; Streptophyta; Klebsormidiophyceae; Klebsormidiales; Klebsormidiaceae.